Messenger RNA from Peronospora matthiolae, 1560 nucleotides. Lineage: Eukaryota; Oomycota; Peronosporomycetes; Peronosporales; Peronosporaceae. The record is from the annotation of a GenBank genome assembly.
AUGCCAAUGGAGGCUUUCUUACACCUUAUGCGUCCCCUUGUCUUCGGAGUGCUUUUCAUGUCUGUCAUCGCUUCGGCAACGCAGUCUGCAGCUGUCCCUAUCGUCGACAAUGUCCCGACACCUUCUCGAAAAGACAUGGUCGACUACAUUCAGUGUCGAGUAUGCGAGACGCCUGAACUCACAGGAAGUGUACAGGACUCAGCGUGUGACUACGAGACGGUCGACAAGGCAGUGAACGAGCACUUCCACCCGCUGCUGGACGAGCUGUCGCGCCUCACGUUUUUUCGCUACUUCAAGGUGGAUCUUGGCAAAGAGUGUCCCCACUUGCCGUGGCAAGGUGACGGCAUGUGCGCGAGCAUUGACUGCGCUGUCUGUGAGUGUCCGUCGCACGAAAUUCCAGUGCCGUGGAGUCAAUUGGACCAGCAGGAGAUCCAGUCGCGUCGCAGUCAAAGCAGUCUUGGAGAAGCUGGUAAGCCCUGUGACGAGCAGACGGGUGAAAGCACCUUGUCGAAAGUCGAGCGCAAGAACGCUGUUGCUGGUGAGAGCUUCAAGGCGUGGGAAGAGGUCUCGAGUGCCGACGUAUGGGCUGCUCAGGGCGAAGAAGAGGAGACGAUGACGUACAUUAAUUUGCUGGAAAAUCCUGAGAGAUAUACGGGUUACAGUGGCGUGCAGGCUGAACGUAUUUGGAAGGCAAUUUACGAAGAGAAUUGCUUCGUGCCACGGAAUGAAAGUGCGCUAGACAGCAUGUGUCUGGAAGAGCGGGUGUACUACCGUCUUAUCAGCGGACUGCAGGCUUCCAUUAAUACGCACAUUGCGCUGACAUACAAGUUUGGCAACAAAUGGGGCAGCAACCCGUCGUUGUUCGUCCACCGAGUUGGCAAGCACCGCGAUCGACUACAGAACCUUUACUUUGCCUACCUGUUCGUCAUGCGGGCGAUCGGCAAGUACCGCCAUGCAUUGUUGGCGUAUGACUACAACACGGGUAAUGUUGCUGAUGAUCUCCGCGUGACUGAAAUCCUUCGUCAGCUCUUGCUCGAGGGAUCGAGUGACGCUCGGACAUCAGGAGUUUCGUGCCCAGUGCAUGCCGAAUGUUUGUCCGUCCUGUCUGGCUUCGAUGAGAGUACGUUCUUUCGCGUUCAAGCUGACGGACUCUCCGCGGACCAGCUGGCGUUUGCUAAGAAAGGGAAAGAGGAGCUGGAAGUGCAGUUUCGUGAGAAGUUUCAGAACGUGAGCCGCAUUAUGGACUGUGUCACGUGUGAGAAGUGUCGGCUAUGGGGCAAGUUGCACACGAUGGGAUUGGGCACUGCCAUAAAGAUUCUCCUUGCGGAAGACGUCUCCACAAUCCCGGAAUUGCAUCGCAAUGAGCUCAUCGCGCUCGUCAAUGUAGCCAACAACCUCUCCCGUAGUGUAGAUGGCGUGAAAUUGAUGCGAGAGCUCGAGUUUGUCGAGGCCAUGAAGCAGUUUGGCUUCGUCUGCGGUGCUGCCAUUGUGCUCGUGCUCGCCCUCAUCGCCAUUUUCCACAAGAAGCAUAGAAUGCGUGCGCACAAGAAGCAAGAGUAA